This is a messenger RNA of Euleptes europaea (tarantolino), 1499 nucleotides long. RefSeq names its product angiopoietin like 1 (gene ANGPTL1). Gene Ontology annotation, biological process: cell surface receptor protein tyrosine kinase signaling pathway. The record is from RefSeq and is a predicted model, not a curated record. NCBI's taxonomy places the organism in Eukaryota, Metazoa, Chordata, Lepidosauria, Squamata, Sphaerodactylidae. The transcript is spliced from 4 exons. The coding region runs from base 7 to 1482 and encodes 491 amino acids.
UUGAAAAUGAAGAGACUCUCAUGGACAUGGGGUUUGCUGUUGUUGUUAUUAGCAUCCAGUGGACACUGUUCAAAACAAUCUAAACUCAAAAACUCUCUGAGGCGACAGCCACGUGCGGCAGAAGGGGGAGAUGAAGCAAGAAAGUGUGGCUACACAUUUAUUGUCCCUGAACAAAAAAUAACUGGACCAAUUUGUGUCAACACCAAAGGACCAGGACCAGAGAAUAAAAAAGAUGAAAUUACAAGGAUGGACAUAGAGAAUCUGAAGGAUGUAUUAUCUAAGCAAAAACGAGAGAUCGAUCUCCUGCAGCUAGUGGUAGAUGUGGAUGGGAAUAUAGUAAACGAAGUAAAGCUGCUGAGAAAAGAAAGCCGUAACAUGAAUUCCCGGGUCACUCAGCUCUACAUGCAGCUUCUGCAUGAGAUAAUCCGCAAACGGGACAACUCACUUGAGCUUUCCCAGCUGGAAAACAAAAUCCUCAACGCCACAACAGAAAUGUUGAAGAUGACAACAAGAUACAAAGAACUUGAAAUAAAAUACGCAGCACUAACUGAUCUUGUUAAUAAUCAGUCUGUCGUCAUCUCUUUACUGGAAGAGCAAUGCUUGCGGAUAUUCUCACAGCAGGAUACACAUGGUUCUCCACCAUUAGUUCAGGUGGUCCCUCACCACAUUCCUAACAGCCAACAGUACACCCCUGGACUCUUAGGAAGUAAUGAAAUACAGAGAGAUCCAGGUUAUCCUAGGGAGAGAGAUGUAAGGCCACCUCCUGAUCCAGCUACCUCUCCUACAAAAAGCCCUUUCAGGAUUCCACCACUGACUUUAAUCAAUGAAGGUCCAUUUAAAGACUGCCAAGAAGCCAAGCAAGCUGGGUAUUCCAGCAGCGGGAUUUAUAUGAUCAAGCCCGAAAACAGCAAUGGACCAAUGCAGUUAUGGUGUGAGAACAGCCUUGAUCCUGGGGGUUGGACAGUUAUCCAGAAAAGAACAGAUGGUUCCGUAAACUUCUUCACAAACUGGGACAAUUACAAGAAAGGAUUUGGAAAUGUUGCUGGAGAAUACUGGCUGGGACUGGAAAAUAUUUUUUUGCUUAGCAAUCAGGACAAUUAUAGACUUCUAAUUGAACUAGAAGACUGGUCUAAUAAAAAAGUCUAUGCAGAAUACAGCAGUUUUCGCUUGGAGCCAGAAAGUGAAUUCUACAGAUUGCGUCUAGGCACUUACCAGGGGAAUGCUGGUGACUCUAUGAUUUGGCACAAUGGAAAACAAUUUACAACACUGGAUCGAGACAGAGACAUGUACACAGGAAACUGUGCCCACUUUCACAAAGGCGGUUGGUGGUACAAUGCUUGUGCUCAUUCUAAUCUCAAUGGAGUGUGGUAUAGAGGAGGACAUUACAGAAGCAAGCACCAAGAUGGGAUUUUUUGGGCUGAAUACAGAGGAGGAUCAUACUCACUAAAAGCAGUCCAGAUGAUGAUCAGACCCAUUGACUGAGAAACUCUCAAAACAAA